UGUGUACAUAUAUAUCACACAAUCUUUGACUUUACCACACAAUCUUUGACUACCAUCUCCAAUGUCUAACUAUAUAAACCUGCAACUUCACCAACAAUGUCUAAUUCACCGGCGACUUCUACUUUCCGAUCAAAAUCUGACACAUGGACGCCACUAACAAUGUCGCCUGUGCUGACCGGCCGACGAUCAUGAUCACAAACGAUGACGGAAUUCAUUCUCCCGGACUCCAAGCCCUAGUUCGAACCCUAGCUUCUACCGAUCGCUAUCGUCUUUGGAUCUGUGCGCCUGAUUCGGAUAAUUCAUCGGUAAGUCAUUCUGUUACGGUGCGCCGUGCUGUUUCUGCAAUGCCAACUGAAAUAAGUGGAGCCACAGCAUAUGCUAUUUCUGGAACUCCAUCUGACUGCAUAUCAUUGGGAACCUCAAAGGCACUAUUUCCUUCAGUGCCUGAUUUGGUAUUAAGUGGCAUAAAUAAGGGCAGCAACUGUGGUCUUCACAUUGUCUACUCAGGGACGGUGGCUGGUGCUCGACAGGCCUUCAUUCAUGGCAUACCAUCGGUUGCAAUAUCAUAUGAGUGGAUUGAGGGUACAAGCAAUAUCAAUGACUUCACAUUGGCUGCUGAGGCUUGCUUACCCAUGAUUAGUGCCAUUUUUGUUGAGAUCAAGAAUAAAACCUAUCCUAAGGAAUGUUUUCUCAAUGUGAAUUUACCCACAGAUAUAUUGAACCAUAAGGGUUUUAUGCUGACUAAACAAGGAAACAGUAUUAUGGAAGCGGGUUGGAAGCAAGUUUCUUCUGGUUCCCAAACAAUGACCAUGCAGCCAAGUUCCGUGUCAAUAAACCCUGAUGCUAAAGCCGUUUCACAAGAACCCCUUUUGUUCAAGUUGGAGCUCAAGGGAGGCCAGGUGGAAAAUGGUGGAACCGACUUCGGUCCCCUUCUGGAAGGAUAUAUAACUGUCACUCCCCUUGGAGCCUUAACUAAUGCGGAUACUGACAGCCAUAAAUUUUUCAAUCAGUGGUUACCAGGAGUGGCUUCUUCAGCAGUCUGAUUACUAUUUUGGUGUAUUGACGUUGUUGAGUUGGCAUCACCAUUUCUACUGACAAGUUAUAAUGUCAGUCCAUUUAUACCAUAGUUUGAUUAUGCUAUGGCAGUCUUGGUUUCUCUUUCAGGCAUGAAUAAAGAACUCAGUGUUCGUGAAUUUAUAUCAUUUUCAUUUUAGAUAAAAACUUAAGUAUGCUGAUGAAUACUUAAUUACGUUAGUCAAAGUAUUACUUUUUUUUUUAAUCAAAUUUCACUAGUCUUCAUGUG
Molecule: messenger RNA, 1303 nt
Organism: Helianthus annuus (common sunflower)
Lineage: Eukaryota; Viridiplantae; Streptophyta; Magnoliopsida; Asterales; Asteraceae
Product: 5'-nucleotidase SurE
Exons: 10
Coding region: 144-1043 (299 amino acids)
Cellular component (GO): cytosol
Molecular function (GO): nucleotidase activity
Source: RefSeq, a predicted model, not a curated record